Messenger RNA from Acanthaster planci (crown-of-thorns starfish), 8414 nucleotides. RefSeq names its product voltage-gated delayed rectifier potassium channel KCNH1-like. The record is from RefSeq and is a predicted model, not a curated record. Gene Ontology annotation, cellular component: plasma membrane; voltage-gated potassium channel complex. Gene Ontology annotation, biological process: regulation of membrane potential; potassium ion transmembrane transport. Lineage: Eukaryota; Metazoa; Echinodermata; Asteroidea; Valvatida; Acanthasteridae. Gene Ontology annotation, molecular function: voltage-gated potassium channel activity.
GAAUAAUGAACACCCCGUCAACAUGUACAAGGCCGACCGUUGAUCAGCGCCGUAAUUUCGCUGAUACCGGCUUGAACCAACAGACGAGGCGAGCACACAGCCAUGCGCUUUCAAGAACGUCGUACCUCGCUCCGUUCGGCAACAGUGCUUUCCUUCGCACAAUGGCAAAAUCAUGGAUUGUUUACCAACAGCUGGCUUGGAGAUGCGUCUGUUUGGAUCUAAACGCUAGGAAAUAAGGUCGACAAGUUCCUGAGAGGUGCCCCUUUUUGGCGAACAAUGCCUACGUCAAGGCGGGGCCUUGUGGCCCCACAGAACACCUUCUUGGAGAGCAUAAUCAGAAGAUCCGCCGUCCAACAUAGCAACUUCAUCUUGUCUAAUGCACGAGUUGUCGGGUACCCCAUCGUCUAUAGUAAUGAUGGAUUUUGCAAAAUGACAGGACGCACACGGGCUGACGUCAUGCAGAAGAGCAGUACCUGUAACUUUAUGUAUGGGGACUUAACUGAUAAAGAGACCAUUAAGAAGGUGGAGAAGGCGUUUGAGGACCAGACGCCUGUGCAGGUGGAGCUUGUCAUAUACAAGAGAAACAGGACACCGAUGUGGUCGCUUCUCCAAAUAGCUCCCAUCCAAAAUGAGAAGGAUCAAAUCGUACUUUUUCUAUGCACAUUCAAAGACAUCACGUCCCUCAAGCAACCGAUCGAGGAUGAAAAUGCAAAAGGACUAAGCAGAUUUGCCCGGCUGGCACGAACCGUGACGAGGAGUAAAUCGGUUCUCGUACAAGUGGCCCAGCAUCUGCCAAAUAUGAAGUCAGAACAAAGCACCCAAAAUCAAAUAUCGCAGAUCGCUCAUAUGAUGAGCAUAGAUGCCGAGGUCUUGCCGCAGUACAAGCGAGAAGCGCCCAAGACACCGCCUCACAUAAUUCUUCAUUACUGCACGUUCAAAAUAAUGUGGGACUGGGUUAUACUUCUACUCACCUUCUAUACAGCUGUGGCUGUGCCUUUGAAUGUUGCCUUUCAAACACAAACUGCCAAGGACUACAUCAGUAUGGUUGUAGAUGGCAUUGUGGACAUCGUCUUCUUUAUUGAUGUCAUACUAAAUUUCCACACAACCUUUGUCGGGCCCGGGGGAGAGGUUGUUUCUGACCCCAAGGUCAUUCGUAUGAACUAUCUCAAGUCUUGGUUUAUCAUCGACCUCCUUUCGUGCCUACCGUAUGAUGUCAUCAAUGCGUUUCAACAGCAAAACCAGAAUUUGAGCAGUAUAUUCAGUGCAUUGAAGGUAGUGAGGCUCCUCAGACUUGGCCGUGUCGUCCGGAAACUGGACCACUACAUUGAAUACGGUGUUGCCUUUUUGAUACUUCUGAUGUUGUCAUACAUGCUAUUCGCUCAUUGGGCUGCUUGUAUUUGGUAUUCCAUCGGAGUAAGCGAUGCAAGAAACAACCUAACCCAAGGUUGGCUGUUCAAGUUGUCCAGAGAUGUUGGAUACCCGUACAGUUACGACGAAGAGGGGAACUUUGAUCCGGACAGCGGACCGCCCGUAACCAUGAAGUACAUCUCGUCGCUGUACUACACAAUGAGCAGUUUUACAAGUGUUGGCUUUGGCAAUAUUGCAGCUGUUACAGUGCUUGAAAAAGUCUUCACAAUCCUGAUGAUGGUCGUGGGAUCUCUUCUGUACGCCACCAUUUUUGGUAACGUGACCACAAUAUUCCAGCAGUUUACGCACAACACUGCCAGAUACCACGACAUGCUCAACAAUGUCAAAGAGUUCAUGAAACUCCAUCAAGUUGACAAGAGCUUAUCGGAGCGAGUGAUGGAUUAUGUUGUCUCCUCCUGGUCUAUAAAUAAAGGGAUCGAUUCUGAAAAGGUUCUAAGCUACUGCCCUAAAGACAUGAAAGCGGACGUAUGUGUCCACUUGAACAGGAGUGUCUUCAGCGAGCACGCUGGCUUUCGCCUGGCCAGCGAAGGUUGCCUACGAGCCUUAGCCAUCAAUUUCACAAUGAGCCACAGUGCUCCAGGAGAUCUCCUAAUUCACGUCGGUGAGAGUGUGGACUCAUUAUGGUUCGUUGUGUCCGGGUCAUUGGAAGUAAUACAAGAUGAGGAAGUGGUGGCCAUUUUAGGAGCUGGCGAUGUCUACGGAGACGCUUUUUGGAAAGACAACUCGCUGGGUCAAGCAGCCGCUAACGUCAAGGCUCUCACGUACUGCGAUCUGCAUAGCAUCAGACGAGAUGAUCUCAUGGACGUCUUGAACUUCUACCAAGCCUUUGCGAAUUCUUUUGCGCGUAACAUGGUUCUGACGUACAACCUCAGGCACAGGUUGGUGUUUCGGAAGGUAGCGGAUGUUAAACGGGAACAGGCAGAGGCCGAGAAACGAAAAAAUGAACCACCCAUCCCAGCAGAUCAUCCUGUGCGAAAAAUGCUCAACAAGUUCCGUAAGCUGAGUGACGUGCCAGAGAAGCGAACUGCCGGAGCAGGAAAUGACGUGGAGAAAGGGGAGAAUGAUAUAGGCUCGCUGUCAGUUCUGGCCAGGAUGAAAGGGCCCAUGCUAACAAGAGUGCCUGAAAGUAAUGACACUUCUAAGAUGAACAGAACUGCGAAACACAGGCCGACCGCUCCGAAGGAAGCAGCUCCUGCGCAGACUGCUAAACCAGCGUCCAAAUGGGGAGCUCUAAAAAACCCCAACCAGCUCCGCAAGACAGAAUCGACAGAUAGUGGGAUAUUGCGUAGUGACCAGAAGCUAGAUGAAAUAGGCCGCCAUGAUAGCAAGGAAGGUACAAGCUCAAUGAGUACGUCAUCCACUGACCAACAGCUUCUGACGAGUUUAAUGGAAAUAAAACUGGAACUUAAGGAGGAAAUUGAGCAUCUCAGCGUCAAGAUGAAUAGACUCGACGAGCAGAUAGGAGAUAUCAUCAAGUUCUUUUCCCCGGAAUCAUCUCCUUAUUCAUCCAGUGUACCAAGUUCAAACAGCUCUCGCGUAAGCUCGAUGAAUGAAGUGGCCAUUGCCUCGCCACAGAAGUCCCCAAUCACCGUAAAAGUACGUGAGCACGCAGACACUUUUACUGUGUCUAGUCCUCCAGCAUCGGGCUUGGGCUCCAAAUCAGUGACUGGCUCGGGGUCCUCAGGGACAAGUAACGAGAAGAAAAGAUCAGCUGACAGGAGGAACUCUAAUGGUUCGAGGAGUUCUGCUGGGUCAAGGCAUUCGAGCUCUAGCGAGGCUCGGCGAACGGGUACGCCGACGUCUCCUCCGGACACAAGAGGUCCUCCCCCCGUUGAAAGCACUAACAUUUUGGCUCUUCUUGAUCCAGACCUCCAGCGUGAAUCCUUCACUGACAUCGAGUCCCCACCCAGCCCAGAUGCACAUGUGCCACAGUUUUAAUUAUCUCACGACACUGUUGUUGUAUGUAGUGUGUGAUAGUUACACUAAUAAUUUUCACUAUAAUGACGUCACUAAAUUUGUAAUAUUGUAAUCAUAAAAGUUCUACUGAGUGGACCUAUAUGCAAUGAUACCUCGUGCCCAUGUUGUGAAUAUGAAGACUGGAGUGAUGUGCAGUUGCUUGCGCGGUAUGACCGCAGACACGCCUUUUAUUUUUUAAUGAAAAAGUAAGUUAAAACGCAACUGGUAUCAAUUUACGCCUUAUAACGAUUGUUGAAAUCAGUAAUUAAUUUCAUCAUGUAUCAAACAAAGUGCAAUGAAAUCGAAAGGAAGAAAGUGUUACCACACAAUGAUGAAACUUUAUCUUUUGAAUCUUUUAACGAGCACAAUGAACAACUGCAAAGGUACUGAGAGAAGUUAAAGUUGCACGAAACUAUUUUUGGGAAUGGUGGAUGACUAAAGCAAUAAAAUGAUUAUGUAGGUGGUGUACACGGACGAGUUUUAUAUGUAGAACUGCUAGAGUGUUAACGUGCAAACUUUGUGACUUUUGGAGACCUCUCACUGAACUUGUCUAAACCUGUUCAGGAUGUGACUUUAUCCAUUCCCCAGAAUGUAAUUUUUGUCCACGCGGAGCGGUCAAUGAAAUAAUUUGUCGGAAUUUCCUGUUGGAUGACAAGAGAAAUAUCUUGUGGGAUUCAUAUUACUCAAACAUUCACGGAUAAAAUGUCCUAGUUCCUAGCGUGACUUUUCUUUUCUUUCAUUUCGAAGCUCAGUGGACCAAAACCAGAUCAUAACACGAUGGCCCUCAAAAUGUAAAUUACAAAACGACUCUAGGAAAGGGUCUCUCUCUAAAUAAUGCAUGACAGAGUGAUUUGUUUGAAUGACAGCUGAGGGUUCGAUUUAAUUAGGGAGUCCUAACUUUCGAAUGACGUUCAUGAUUUUUACCGAGCCUUCCUGGUUCAUUCAGCUUGGGUGUCCUGCAAUCUAAUUCAACUGCAUGCUUAGCCAGUUUGCUAUUGUGAAGAAGUAAACUAAGGUAGUUUUGGAUGACGGAAUUGAUCAACUCUAUAGAGAAAAGAACUUCAGGGAAGACCAGGAAAAAUCCUACAAAGUAACUAUUCAAUGCAUACCAUUAUUUUGAAAUUUAUUUGUGUGAUUCUCUUCUGAUGUCUGAUUCGUUUUUCGGCUCUACCCUUUUUUCGUGUAAUUAGUUCCAUUUUCAUUAAAAUAAUAUACACAUAAAAAAUGAUAUUUUUUGUAUUGAAUGCUGUUUUUAUUUAACUUGUAUCCACAUUUUAUUAAUGUCAUGGAAACCUUUCGGCGCCUCAUUGUCAACUGUAAUCUUGGCAUCUGUUGUUGUUAUCACUUGAAUGACGCCAUACCAAGCUUGGGCACAGCACGCAUGUCGUUGCUGGAGUCAGUGCGCCGCUGUUAAAUACAUAGCUGUAUUUUAUUUAUUAUUUUUUUCAAACAAAAAUUUCUCGGCAACACAGCAACGUCAAACCAUGUACACUGGCCCGUCUUGAACAAUGUCCAAAUAUCAAGUGUACAGUGCUGCCUUCAAGAUGUCUGCUUUUAAGAUGGAAAUAGGAGAGCAAAUAUACCGGCCCUUGAAUCUUGAAGAUAGAAAAUCUAACCAUUUCGUAUUUUUACAGAGUUUUGUCUUUCAUAUCGUGUAUCUUUGCUUUUGAAUUCAAUUGAAAUCAUUUCUUUACUGACUUACAACCUGCCGGUAUAAGAAGGACUUACAUCUCUUAUUAAACUUUUUAACUCAUCGCUGCGCGGCCAUGCGUUAUCGGCUGCUUACAAGCUAUUAUUUGAAUUAAUGUAAUGAGGUAUGCAAAUGUAACGCAAAUACGUCGUAUAAAUCACGAUUGCAGUAUUUUAUUCACCGUGUUAGUCUAGUGCACAACUGCAUGCAAAAAUGCAAUUGGCCUAAGAAGCAAGGAUAAACACGCUAGAAAUAUAAGUUAUAACUUUGUCUUGAAGAAUUCUUCAGAAUAUACCUACAGUGCUUGUUUAUAUCUUUCCCAGGUAACUAUUUUCUUGGUCAGUCUGACACUUACAUCAUAAUAUUCAAUGAACUGAUUUAUACAAUUCAAAAUGGUGAGUUUGAUUUCGACUUUGUAUCACUAGCUUUGUUUUUGUUUGAAGUUCAAAUCACGAUUUACUUUAUUGUUCCUUGUUAAUAUAUAUUUUUCAUGUUUUUUUAAAUUCAAAUUUAUAAAAACAUGAUACAUGAUAUCCUAAACCAGUUAUUCCAGACGUGGGCAAUGCACCUCUCGUAGCUAAUAUUCUUGUAGCUAAUAGUAUUCGUUAAGAGAGGGUGAAUUACGCAUUUUGCUCUAGUAAGUACCCGCUAACUCGUUUGGGAAAAGAUAAUGUUAAAAUAUCAAGAAAUUCUCCAUUUAUAAUGUCCAGUGUAAUUUUCUUGUAAUAUUUUAAUCGAAUCUAUCAACGCAGUAUGUAAAUGUGUGAGUCGCUUAAUUUUCAAAUUAACGUUUGACACUGCUUACAUACCGUACCGCUACGCUGUGAUAGAGUCUGCCACGUCCAUCGCACAGUCGUUAUUCAGUCAUGAGUAAAUCAAUCUAUUUGAAUGAACUUCGCAUGGCAAAGGGAUAACGUACCUUUGUCAUAGCAAUCCUCUAUUGCUUUAGUAUUUGUGAACAGACUUUUGAACUGAAUUGUGAUUGACUUGGGGUUGACCUACCAUUAAAUAGAAGACUGUAUAUGUGUUUUGUAGAUACUGCCUCUUUAUUCUCCUCAAGAUAUUUAUGAAUAUCCACAAAUCUUUCCAAAUAAACUAUUCAAACGUGCGAUUUAUUAGUGUUGCAAGUACAAUUAUAAUAUUUGAAUUAAUGUAUGUCACUUAUUGUAGAAAAUGCCUACAAUUACUCUUUGUGUAAUAUUCAUGUUAUGGGCAAGUGCCUUGUGGGAGGAAUAAAAUGGAGUUGACAUUUGCGCUUGUGCGAAUGUAAUAAUGAAAAUUGUUUAUAUUGACUCGUGUACAGCACUGUAAUUGAGAUGACUUACUACACUACUUGUGUCUUUCGGAUAAUGGUAAAGAGAAACUUUGUCUUCACUCUUUGAUAUAUUUUAAAGAUACAGAUAUCUGAUCAUGUCAACGUAUGUAUGACGACAGUUGCUUAGUUUGUUUCUAAAGGGCUGAUACACUGUGCAAGUGGGAAAACAAUCCACAUAAACGGUUAGUUUUCCAUACCUAAUUUUAUUAUACGGAUAGAUUUUGAUCUAAAAUUACAAAAAAACAACAUUCGCUACAAAUGAUGGUUUGUCCCUCUUUCAUUGACCUGUAGAUCCAAUAUAUCUUGUACACAAAUUGAGGAUGUAAAGAUAAGAUAUAUACAGUUAUCAAAUUACAUCAAAAUAUUAAUUGGCCAUCGUAGCUUGGAUUUUAACUCGAACAAUUUGAAGAGAACUCUACAAAAUAAUACAUCGUCAUUAUGCAAAAUGCCGGUGGUUAUGCAAACUCCCAACCUCCAUAACAUGGUUUAGCGAUGUUGUUCAAAACUGGUUAGUUUGCAUGUGCACACAGUUAUCUUUCAAAAGUAAACAAACUGGCAUGAUUUGCACUCUCAAAACCUGUAUGUAGCUACUGAACACAAUUUUGCCAUCACUUUGUAAACAUGUUUAUAUGCUAAACAUUUGGCGUCCGAUUCCCUAAACACCAAUGUCCGAUGGGGAAACACUAUUCAUCAAAAUUGUUUAAACACGUCUAGCAUAUAAAUAUGUUUAAGGCUAAACAAUUUUUUCAGUGCGUCUAUGCUGAUAUUUUCUAUUGCUCAUAACAUUUGCUGUCGUUACUGAUUUUGAAUCCGAACUGUACUUUCUAAGUCAGUGUUAUGAAUAGUUUGCGUGUACUCAAUAGAUGUUUCACCGCAAAAGGACCUAAUGUUGCACCUCACAAACGCACGAGGAGUUUCCUGUUUUACAAUGACACUUUCAGAAGAGAUAGCGUAAUCAAAUUAUCAGUUUCAUUUUUUUCCUACUAUGUAUUUGUAUUUCUACUGAGAGCCUAAGUUUACGGAAACAGAGUUUAAUAUUUAUUGUUAACAGUUACUUUCUUUAAUCUGAUUGGGUUUGCAAUUCCAUAUUUUUUUAUGAUGGUGUUUGUCGGUAAAAUUGCAUUCCUUCCGAUUAGUUGAUGAUAACAUUUUAGAAAAUCUUGAAGAUAUUGGCCAUUGUCAGAGUUCUCUAAGUAGGCUUCCUCAAACAUUUCCAACUCUUUGAAUGAGAUUAACACCCCUAGAUUUGUCGUGUCUGACAAGAAGUUUAAACAAUUCACGUUCGAGUCUUUUGAGCUAAGAACAUGUUUCCUUCAUUCUCUCAUUUGAUAAGGACUUGCAUAUAACUGUUUAGCUUGUAGCGAGGUCAAGGCUCAUUGGUAUGUUAUAGUUGCAUUCAUUGAACUUGAUAUUACGUUUUGGGAAAGAGACACAGAAUUCUUAAAAAAAUCAUAGUAUGGAGAAGGUAUGCUUAUCAAUGCUUCCAGGAAAAUAGCAACUCGGUGUUUGGUCUGCAAAACUAGCGUAUGUAAUUCACGGUUUACAUUCACUUGAUCGGGUCUUUAAAAAUUAACAAACGUAUGAUUAAGCUUCAUUAAGUGAUCAUACUAGGUAUGUCAUUUUCCAAAACACGACUCCUUUUAAAUUCUGAUAACAAACAAAGGUAGCCUAAAUGGGGUUACAAAGUUCACUUAAGAAUCUUUCAUUCGUUACCAGGAGAGUUGCAAGAUAUCUAUUGUAUUUCUAAUAUUUUAAUUCUAUAGAAGAGAAUUACUUUUGCUGUCUUCAAAAGAGAUGAGAACUUAACGACUUUACCAACUAUACUCACUUUUACUUUAUUUCAAAUAUUUUAUCCCACAUUCACUUCCGUAUCCUGUGUAGACUAUAAAAAAGAUUCGCCUUGGAAAGAAUGCAAUUUUUUUAUGUACAUUCCAUGUUCUAUUCUUAACCGAACCUGAUGCCACUGAAACAUGUGCACAUUAGAUGACAAUAAAUGACUGUUUAUGGACAGGUUUACAACAUAAA